This is a messenger RNA of Maniola jurtina (meadow brown), 1696 nucleotides long. Its product is annotated as connectin-like. The coding region runs from base 133 to 1644 and encodes 503 amino acids. Gene Ontology annotation, molecular function: protein binding. The record is from RefSeq and is a predicted model, not a curated record. The transcript has 3 exons. NCBI's taxonomy places the organism in Eukaryota, Metazoa, Arthropoda, Insecta, Lepidoptera, Nymphalidae.
CCUUUGUCGAGGUCAGUUGUGUCUAGUGUUUGAAAGUGCGCGCGGCAAAAAGUGUUAUUUUAAACCCCAAAGCUUCGUCCAUAAGACCGGCGAAGCGCAUCAAAUGUGAUUUAAAUAUAAUCGGUAGAAGGUAUGCGGGCUAAAAAGAUACCCGCUGCCUUGCUACUGUUGCUGUUCGCAAUAGACUCCUUACACGCAAACAGGAGGAAGCAAAAAGAGAAAAUUAUACAGACAACCACAAACAUUUGCGACAUAAGCGAUCGAGACUCCAAAGUGCACUGCUACUGCGAAAACAGCCCUGAAAUAAACGAGGCAAUUAAAACAGAAUGCUGGGUAUUCAACGGCGGUAUAGACAAGACAGAUCCUUUAUGGCCCAGUUUCACUUCACAGACAAAUAUAGAAACGUUGGCUUUCAACGUCAGAGCGGACGGUGGAUUAAGUUUCGUGCCAACAAAGAUUUUAAGAUACUUACGCAAAUUGAAGCACUUUAGCAUAAAGUACAGCUCGAUACUUAAGAUUGAGAGCAACACUUUCGUCAACUUAACGUCGAUACAAGAGAUGACACUGACGAAAAACCAAAUAGUUGUCCUAAGUAAAAAUGCUUUUUAUAACCUACCCAAUCUAACGAUACUAACGCUAGAUGAGAAUAAAUUGAGGAAACUCGAAACGGACACCUUUUAUGAGCUACCGGCCUUACAAAAACUAUUUUUAACUAGUAAUAACAUAAGUGUCAUAGAAGACGGUGCUUUUCGGCAUCUAGUUAAUCUAUUAGAACUAGAACUGGAUAGGAAUAAUAUAAGCGAUUUAAAGAAAGAGUGUUUCGAUGGACUAGCUAAUUUGAAACGUCUAGACAUAAGGAGAAAUAAGAUAGCCGUACUAAACUCAUUUACAUUUAUCGAAUUAUGGAACCUUCAGGAGUUGUUAUUAGACUAUAAUGAGAUUUAUAUAUUAGCUCAGAGGACGUUCGAUGGGUUAUCACAGUUGAAAAAAUUGAGCUUAAGUCACAAUAAGUUGGUGACGUUAACCGAUGGCCUGUUUGAAGGAGUUCGAGGAUUAGCAGCCUUAGAUUUAAGGCAUAACAAGUUAAAAAGAUUCACGAUGGAAAAUCUUCGGCCAAUUUACGAUAACUUGAAGAUGCAGAAAAGCUUCAUCUAUUUGGAAGGAAACGACUUUGACUGCGAUUGCCAUCUGGCAUGGAUGCACAAACUCCGGCACGAAGCGAAGAGUAUCAAAGUGAGGACGUCCUUAGAAAAUUUCAUUUGCAAAUUUAACGCUGAUCCGGCUUUAAGUUCUCAUCUCACGUAUUAUGAAAGAAUGAGUACGAGUAAUAAUUUAGAAGAAGUGGAAAAGAUUAGGAACGAUUUGGAUGGGCCUGAUGAGUUAACUGAGGAUGUUGAUGAUAUUUACUUAGAUGAACCGAAGAAAGUAAGGGCUGACAAUGAAAGGACGUUGUUGCAAAUACCUGUGGAGUUGCUCCCUUGUCCAGCUGAAGUGAAAAGCGUUACAGACCGUACGUACACGUAUCCCUCUCAAAAUGAGGCCAAAGAUUAUAGAAAUCUUAUAUAUUCGUCAUCUCCGAUGCGCUUGGAUAAAAAUCAUUUAGUUUUUCUACUUCUGUUAUAUUUAAUGGUGAUUCAGUUUUAAAUUCAAAGUUGUGAAAUAUUUACGAUUUUCAAUUGUUUAUAAAACAAUUUUU